AUGAGGAGCUUUCUUGGCAGCUUCGUGCUGCCUCUUCUGCUAUUGGCAGGUAAACGAUCAUAACUGCGCGUAAACGACUAUUCUUAUGCUGCUGAUUGUUCAUUUGUUGUAGAUGGGGUGCAUUCUCAACCCUGAAAAAUCUGUCACCGUUCUCCUUUCCAUUCAAAUGCUAUUUCGUUGUCAUCAGUGGGCAUUUAGUUAUGUGGUAUCAUUUAUGAUUGAUUCUUUUGCCUGUCUGUGCAAAUGCACUCUGAGGACCUUCAAUUAGUUUUUUAAUUCCUAUUUUCCACUUACAUGUUUUUUCUGGCUGUCAUCUGUGGGCUUGGUCUCAAUGGUAUCAUCUAAACGGUUGACUGGCAGACAAAGAAAUUCCUUCACUUCGCAUAUUAUUCUUUUUCUCCACACUUAUUUGAGCUUGAUCUUUGUUUUCGAGUUGAAUCUUGGGUUUAGCAUCUGAGAUGCCUAAAAUUUCUGUAUCAUAAUAUCAUCAACAAAAAUUAUUUUUCUUACCAGCUGUAUUUCAAUUUAUUCUAUUCCGGUGCCAGCCCAUUCUGUUCCCAAUCUCCAGAGUACUAAGCUCAAAUAGUUAGUUGUUUUCUGUCGUCUUCAAAUUGGGAUUAUGUAAAUUCUAAUCCUGUGGUGUUCUCUUUAUCCAAAAAUUUCAGCUUCACUGCAUAACUGGAGUUUGAUCUCUUUCAUCAAUUUGCUUGCUUUUCUCACCAUUCAAGUUCUUGCGCCAAAAAAGAGUAAGUUCUUUCCUUCCUAUACAUCAGGUAAUUUUUAAUUUUUAUAUUAAUUAAUUCUCUUUGUCGUAACAUUUAUAGAUUUUGAAUUUGCUUUAUUCUCAUUGAAAGCAAUACCUUGUAAUUUUUGUUCUCUUGUUUUAAAUAUGAAUGGUAUGGCAGUUGUACAUUAUGAUCUAAAGUCCUAUAGAAAUUUAAGAGAGAACGUAGGUUUGCCUUGGAAAUGCUAAACGAGAUUGUGCCUUUAUAUUUAUGAAGUCUCUCUCUCUAUGCAUAUUUAUGCACGCACAUACAUAUUUAUUUAUAAAUGUAUAUAUUUGUUGUUCUGUUAGUUAUGGUGAUUUCAUUGAUCAAUUUAUGUCAGAAUUUUUUUUAUAGGUAUUAUUUAGUGUCAUAGUAAAGUUAUAUUUAUGCAUAGGAUAUGACUAUAGCUUGUUAGUGGCGUAAACAAUGAGAAUUUAAAUAAGAUGGAGAUGAGUUAGAUAAGUUAUGGUGGUUUUAUUCGAUGAAUUUAUGUCAGACUAUUCUUUUAUAGGUAUUAUUAAGUGUCGUAGGAAAGUUAUAUUUGUGCAUAGGAUAUGAAUAUAACUUGUUAGUGGCGUAAACAAUGAGAAUUUAAAUAAGAUGAAGAUGAAUUAGAUAAGGAACUGUUAUUUCAUACUGUUCCUUUUUCUGGAAUAUAUUGGAUGAAUCCAAUAUAUUGUGAAGGAAACAUUUGAUAAGAGAUUUUUUACAGGCGUGGAAUUGGGGGAAAUGGUGUGGUAAGUGGAGAACAGUUUUCUGUGAGAAGAAAAACCUUUCAAGGUAUUAUUUUUUACAGGGUGCAUAACGAAGAGAAAAAAGACUCUGGGCGAGCUAUUUACCAAUCAAUGUAGCAGUUUCAGAUGCUUGAUUGAUUUAAGUAGUCCAGAAUUCUCAUCUAACCUUAGUUCCUCCAAUUUUCGAUUUUCGUGUGCACAAUACUCUCUUUAGGUGUAGAGUCCAAUAUGGCCUACCAUUUAGUGUACUGAUUCUCUUCUUGGUUGAGGGUUGUGGUCUCUUCAAUAGGAUAAGGAAUAAGCUUUCGGAUCUUGGUUGUGUUUCUUUCCCACAAAACUUUUCUAACCUCCAAAAUAGUGGGGUUGAUCAAAUUCCAGAAAAAUUGCUUUACUCCCUGCUAUGACGACUGAUUUAUAAGUCAUGAACAGUGGACACUCAUGGCUACAACAUCCAAAACGUCUUGAUUGUACCUCAAUCUAUGAUGCAAACUACCAUUUUCUUCACUGAGCCUCAUAAUUGACAAACAGUCUCUCCUCCAUGGACUGAUUGGAUAGCUGAGAGUGUUCCUUCCAUUCUUCCAGUUUGUUCUCAUUUUUGCCAGUGACCUACUUGUUGGCUUUAUCUUGCAGUGUCCAUUUGUUCAAGGUGGCCGAAGACAUUGACCUCAUUUUUUGUGUGGAAGUGAAUAGUACCACUUGUUUAUUAAAAUUCAGAAAGAAAAGUGACUGUUGACCUCGACUUUUGAAAAUAAUAUGACUAGGUGAGCUGGAAUUAUGUUGAUUGAAUACUUGUCUUGAUAACAUUCUUUGAAUGACGAAUUGCAUUCUUACUGCAAAAUUUUCUAUAUUUAUCUAUAGUGAAUCGUGUCAUUAUAUGGGGACUAUGCGAUUGUUUGUCCUCAUAACCCUAAUUGUAUGGAAAAAUCUCAUCUCCAUGUGACAUGCUUCUGGAGUGGGAUUUCUGAGGGCAUUCAUAUUUGUCAAAGCAGGCGUGGUGAUUAUAGACAUUUUUUGUUUGGUUGGGGGGUGGGAACGAGAGCAAAAGAACUCGAAGAGGAUUUUUUUGCUGAAAAAUUUCUGAAGACUUUUAUCGCAUCUCUAGUCAAAAUAUAAAGCAUUCGUUGGGGCUGGCUGUCUCUGAAGUUAAUGCGUGUCAACUGGUUAGAAGGAGCAUUAUAGCAAUUUAGAUUGCCGACUUGGUCAACUUCGACACGUUUUACAGCAAAUUAAGAGGGAAAUGGGUCAAAAUUAAAAAGGAAUUUGGUAGUGAAGUGCAUGAAUACAUUUCAAUGGUUAGACCAAGCUGAUAAACGAGGAUUUUUAAUAGCUUAUGCAACCUACUGUUGUGUAGUUCAUACUUUCAAGAGAACUUGCUUUUGUAGAUAAUGGGCGUAGAUCUUGGUAGAAGCAGCUGGUAUAGGAUGAUAAUCUUCAGUUGACCUAUAUAAUGACUCAUAUGAGGGAUAAAUCAUAGACUUUGACGCCUGAAAUAAGAAACAAAUGCGUUUAGUUUAAUAUGGAGUGAAUAAGUCCAUGUAGCUAUCUUUUAUAGUGUUGUAUGGAAUUUUCCAUUCUACUUAGUUCAAAUUCGGUUCACAAUUGUGCAUCCAUCAUGGUUUUGUGUGAUUGGAACGAUCUCUGUCAUAUGCACUCUGAUACUGAAUAGUGGAAAGGUGCUACAACUGAGAUCUGCGAGUUAUCUGAUUGAAAGGGAUAACAGAAGAUUUGAUCAAAAAUAUUGAGAUUUCGUGAUUAUGACGGAAGGUGCUUCUAUAUCAGAUAGCUCAGUAUCAAAAAGAAAUUCACGUAGCUCAGUGUUUCUUAGAUUGGGUGUCAAGUUCCAGCCUGAAAACAAAAAUAAGGUCAGCCUUGCCUGAUAUUUAUCCGGACAGGGUCGACUCUUUGAAAAAGUUGACCCCUAGGUCUAUUUAUCUGGUAGUCGGAGCUUCCUCUGCCCUCCACGUGGGAGGCUUUCUCCUCUCAAAGUUGUCCACCUCCCCCUCGUGUGUGGUAUUCCUUAUAAAAACCUAUAUGGUACCCAGUAUCAAGGGAUGCCUAUCUUGUUUUGCAUUGAUUAAUCUGGGGAAGGCAAGUUUUCUAUGGUGAUGAUUCUCCCCACUUAGCGUUCUCCCAGAGAGAAAAUCUUUGGUACUCGGUGAUUGAGACAUUGUACCUAUUGCUAGUUUUGAACGUGGUGCUGGCUGUGUAAUUUUGGGGUCCAUAGCCAGAAGUUUUCUUUUGUUGUAUUUCCCUUCAUUGAUGCAGAAGUGGCUUAUGCUACCAUCAGAAAAAAGGCAUGCUGACAGCAUCAGGUCUUCAAAGCUGCUGGUCUAAUAUGCUCCCCAUUUAUCGCCUAGUUUUUUGAUCAGGCUUCUGAGGAUUUUGUUUCUCAGUGCGGAUAAAGAAAAUCAGAAACCUAUUGUAUUUUCUUUUGAACCGCAUCUUGCUUUUAUUGAUACACCUUUUUUCUUUGCACGAACCUUUUAAUUUUUUAUUUGACAUCCUUCUUUCGUAUUUCAGUAUAACAUAAUCAAAAUUUCAUUGAUGUAUUUAUGCAAUUUUAAUUGCUGCAUGUUAGGUUACCAGCCUCAUCGACAUUCUCUGCUGAUGUGGUGCAUAAUCAUCUUCUCUCUCCUUGCAAUAUUGGCGAAUAUUAUAUUUCGCAUUAUUUGGCUUGUGAAGGGUGAAAUAUCUACUGCAACAACUGUUUGGUGGGCGUCCCUUGUUGGGUUUGUGAGGUAAGGCUGGAGUGUCUAUAUCUCUCACAGUAUUUGUCUCUCUUUCUUCAUCUUUCUGUGUCUGAUUCCUCUCAUAUAUGUGUUGUGUGUGUGUGUCCUCAUAACAUAUAGCAGAAAACAUGCUGUUAUAAUAAAUGAAAUAACUAUUCAUAAUCAUUGAUACUCUGCAGAUUGAAAACAAUUUUUUUGGACAAGGCAGUCACAAAAAGUGCUGGACACUUUAGGGGCUUCCUUUAAGAUUUAAAAGGUGAAGGAGAAAUUUUGUUUUCAACGAUCUCCUCUUUGAACAUAAAAUGAGUCGUAAAAACUGUUAAGGAUAAAACUGAAGUCGUUGAAAUUUUAUGGGGAGCUUAAGGUAAGAUAACAACUUUACCUGAGUAAUAAGAACUUGGUUGGGGAUGGUUGGUUCCCCUGUAGCCUAAAUAUUUUUCUUUUUUUGCUAAACUCUGAUCCCAGGAAAUAGCCAUAUUUGCGAACCUUUUACUCUUAAUAGACUCCUAGUAUCAGCCAUUUUGUAAAGAUCCAAGCCAUUUUGUAUCAGCCAUUUGUCUUUAAAUUAGUUGUACCAUCACCGCGAUGUAAAAUUUAAAGAUCAUCUGUUAUCAGCUUGGAGUGUCAAAAAUCUGAAAAUGAAGAGGGCUAACAAUGACAAUGCUACUCUGUGGCUCUUCUGGUUAAAAAUCCAAAACAUUAUACACAAAUGAGCUUUCUGGAUGGACAAGCAUGAGAGGGAAAAUUUCUUCAUCGAAAUUGAUUUUUAUGCAUUUUUUUAACAUUGUGGUUUCUAAAAUCAGUUAUAAGAAUUAUUUUUAUUGAUGUAAAGCCUUUAAGUGUUUCAGUGUUCGACCAUGGGGUUCGAGUUCCAUCAUAUAUUUCUUGAUCAUGCAAUCGGCAAUUGCUUUGGUUGGCAUCUUAGAAAUCUGUGGGACUUUUAUGCAACAUCAAGGUUCUAUCUGGAGGAACCUCUCCUUAUCAAUGGAGAGGCUAGGUUUGUAUGCCAAAUCUUUGUUGUACAUUUUGACUUGGUCAUAACUUGGGGUUUCCUGGGUUGCUAAUGAUUUGAAUUGUAUUUAGUGCCGCAUGGAUUUAUUUUACGAUUCUAAAUUCCACUCCUGCUGAUUCUAUGAACAAUAGACAUUUACAAGCAUAAAACACAUUAUAACUAAUAUGUUGAUUUAAUUGUUGUCUUAUUAAUGUUGCAGAUUCUUUAAUUACGAAAACACGAAGCAAAUCAUGUUAUGACAUUUUGAUGUACUAGAAAGAGAGAAUAUUAUGCAAAACAUCUCAACAUCCAUACUCGUUUUUCUUCAGAAUCAUUGUUUUCCUUCAUUUCUACGUUGAUGUUUAUUUAUUUGUGAACAGAUUUAUCUACAUUCCCAUGUUCUUUAAAUGCAUGGCUUAUAAGCUGAUAAUGGUUGGCGAAGGAUGGUGGGAGCACAAAGGCAUUUUGCCUUGCAGGUGAUCAUCCAAGGAAUGGUUGCCUGGUUAAGAGACUGAGGCUUAUGUAGAUUGAGUGAAAGGACUGUGAGAGGGAAGAAGAAAAAUGGCUAAAGGUGGGAAAAAGAAAAAGGAAUGAAGGGAAAACAAGAAACCAUAUUGGUUUAAGGAGUUGGGCACAAUAAGGCCUUUUUUGACAGAUUUUAUAAUGUCCCUUGAAACUGGAAAUCACUUUGAGGACGAUUGAGGUCUCAUGGUGGCAAGUUAUUGAAAGUUGUGAAGCAGACAAAUGAUUAAAGGGACACUACAUCGGAUUGACAUUAAUUUAUAGUCUAUGGAAGACUCUAAAAUUGUUAUAUAUGUUCAGAUCAAUGCAGUACGAGUCACUAAUGUUUCAAGAUUUUAUGUGACCAAUAAAGAUUCUAAGUGGUUGAAUCCCGCCAUUUAAGGCCAUGAUGAUCAAUGGUACCUUGUAAUGUGUAUGUCAGAAAAAUAAGAAUCAGCAAUUUUGAGAAUUGAUUACUAUUUGUUCAUAUGAAAUCGGCAUUGGUAAGAGCUGGUGUAUGAGUUUUGACAAUUCGGCAAAAGAGGAAGGAACUGGUAGGGCGUUAGCUCUGCACAUUUGGAGGUUUGCAGUUGUCAGUUUACACUUAUCAUUAGUAUGGGAAAUAAGAUGGAAGACUAUUGCUGGGGGGGUGAAUCAUAGGGAUAACCGUAGGCAGUUUAACCUUUGGGGCUCCUGAAUUUGUGCAGCUAAAGCCAGAGUCAACUGAUCUGGCCAUGUGAAAGGCUGUAAGGAGUGAAUAUGAUACAGUAAGAAGGGGCAGAUGGAUGAAACUACAGGAACGUGUGGGUUACCUAAUGUUGGAGCUGAAAUGGCUAGAUAACAAAUUUAGGCUGGGGAGAAUGACAGAACAGUGGAAAGGGUACCUUAUUUGCAAUGAGUUGGAAGAUGAACUCUCUUGUAGAAAACUACUUUUGUCACAGCCCAAUGACAUGGUUCUAUGUCUUGUACUUGUUUUUUGUUAGGUGGUUUAUGCCACUAUUAUGCUAAAAAAGCAACUAUAACGUACUAAGUACCGAACAGAAGACCAAAAAAAGAGCAGGGUUUUCUACCAUGCGACAGGUGGAAUCAACAGAAAUGAAUUCGAAGGAAAGAAACUUGGAGUAUUUUAGUUGAACAAUAUUUGGACGGGGAUAUUCCAAAUUUGUUUCAUUUCACCAAAUGGGCGGUGAAGCUGUGCCUACUUUCGAAAUUCUGAAGUGGUCCACCAUUGGAUGUAUAAAUUCUUCAUUGUAGGAAAAUCAUUUGGAAUGCUAUGUUCUGUAUUAUACAUUGAAAUUACUAUAAGGAGGUUCAAAUAUCUAUAUGUGCCUUCAAUCAGCGAAUUGUAGUCUAUUGGCCACCCUCCAAAAAUUGUAUGCUAGAACCAUCUUUCUGGGAAACUGUCAAUAAUAUAUGAUAUAUCUUUUUAAAUGGAUAGUACUGCAUAUUCAGUAGCUAUUAAAAUGAAAAUGGGAUGUAUAGUUUUUAGGGCAUUUUUCAAGUAUAACUUUGUGCUUUUCAUCACCACAUCUUUCCUGUGGCAGGUCCCACCACUGAAAACAUCAUUGGCAAUACUAGGUCGUACAUCUCACUGUUCUUCUUCUUUAAUACUGUUGGAUGAUCUCUUUUUUCUUCAGACUUUAGUCGUCUGCACCCAAUUUUCAAAACCAAUUACUUCUGCCAAAUUGAUGUUCCUUAUGCAAAAGUAUCAUCACUUACCUCUUCAUCUGUAGAAGUCUAGAUAUUUCGAUGGUUUUCCUUUGGUAUCUUGGGUAUUAUAUCUUCUGGUAAUGAAGUUCCCCGUCUAUUUUCCUCUGUGAAGUGUUUGGAAUAGUACUGCACUGUGUGCUUCUUUAUGUACCCAGGUUAUCACAUGUUUCCCAUUCAUCGGACACUCUAUUUUGUUUCCGCUUAUUUUUCAUUAAAAAUCUGCUGUAUUUUGUCUCGUCUUCUCCCCCCAUCAGUCCUUUGAUCUUUGGUUCCAGUAGACUCCCUCCCUAAGAAGUAACUCCCCAAAAUUUCCAUAAAUGCUCCCUAUACUGUUUGUUUCCCCUGUUAAGGAUCCCUGCUUUCUCCAGGGCAUCAAGUCCCUUUCUCUGUCUGGGUAAUCUAUUCGUAAUCUUUCCCAUGUAUUGCUUUGUCCGUCCCCAUAGGAUCAAUUCUUGCAAUGCUUGCUCCAGCCUUCCUUUUUUUUUUUGUAUUUUUCUUGCCAUGCCUCAUUCACCCUCUGUUGUUGUGCCUAUCCUCGCUCUGUUUACUUAUAAUAUUCACACAUCUCUCAUCAAAUACCUUUUAAAUCCUAAGGUUCACUUGCUUUUAUAUUAAUAUUCGUCUUCAAGAAGAUUUGCUUGUUGCCUGACCCAAUUUGGUCCAGCAUGUGCUUUCCAUUCUUGGGCAAUGAUCUUCCCAUUCAGAAGACACUAUAAAUCCAUCUAGUAAAGACAUAAAAAUCUUCUUUCAGUUAGACUACGAAAAUUAAUUACUUUGACGAUGUUCAGUUCGGUUCACCUUUGCAGUGAAAUUGAUGAAGUCUUCUACCUCACCGUCAUAUUUGAUAUUCCGUAUCUUUUAAGAGCAUUUAUGUCUCCGUAUGCACUUUGCAGAAUCUUCCAUUGAUUUGCAACAGUUGCUCCUACAACUUAAUUCUUGACGCAUUAUCAAUGAUGGAAUUCAUUUGUCAUUUUCCUUUCAUAUUUAUAGUAUAUAUGGUAGUCCACUUUGAAAGUUAAUUUGGUACAUUAUUGACCAAGUCAAAGUUAUUUAUUGGGUCAGGUAGAAUGAGGAGCAUCCUAUUUAUAUUAACAAGAACAUAUAUAUUUUUUUAUUGUGGAUUACGUAUGGGGGAUUUUAGUUCUUCUUAUUUAAAUUUUUGAUUUGUUCGAACUGUCUUAUUGAAGGUUCCCAUGUAAAGGUUGCCUGCUGCUUAUUCUUGCCUCCUCUUCAGCUUGUUGUGGGGAUCAGCCAUCCCUCUUGGGCUUCUCUCCCUUUUUUUAUCUGCAGUUGUGUAGGCCUCGUUGACUGGUCUUUAACGAGCAACUUUCUUGGUUUGUUCUGGUAAGCAUUAGUUUCAAUAGUUUUUGCGCUCUUUUUAAAUGAGGUUUUGGUGCCAUAUGCUGAUGUUAUGCUUGCAUAUAGAUUUCUGAAUUGCUAACUGAUUGUAUUUCUGCAGGCAAUGUUCAGAUAGCGAAAUUUUAAUGAUCACACUUCAUAACACUAGCGAAAGAAAUCACUCUUUACUUGAUCGUUUACAUAAUAUCAACAAUUAUGCUAGUAAUCGCUUGAGAGCACCUACACAUCUUCUAUAAAAAUAUAGCUUAUAAUGAGAAAACUAUUAUAAGGUGAAAUAAAAUAAAAGAGGCUUAGUCAGGUUGUACGAACAGCUGGGAAUAUCCUUAUCCAUUGCAAAAAGUACUUUUUUGAAAUAAGAAUAAUAAAUAUCAAAUGUUAAUGAGUGGCAAACACGGGAUUAAAUUUGGUAGUACUUGAAACAUAAGAAAACAAGGUCUUAAUUCCAGAUCUACCGAAUUAUUCUCUUGCAAAAACAGAAUGUAUUUAUGUUUCAUAGCUUCUAGGAAUGACGGAUAAAUCGGAGCAAAAAUAAAUGUACCUCCUAAUGCAGCUUAGUGUCAGCUCUAUACAGAAUAUUUUGGUGCUAGUUUAGGUCAUAAUGUUACACUUUUAGACUAAAAGAAGUUAAACGAAAAAUAGAAAUAUACCUAACGACAAAUUGCAACGAAACUGGCACCUUGUGGAAAUGGAUCUAUUGAUGAUAGUAAUAUACUAAAAGGCCAUUGGCGAUGAGCUUAUGAGUCUGAUUUUCUCAGGAAUGCACCUACUAGACUCAUUGUCAAACGGUCUAAUACUGCCAAUAACUCCAUUUUUGCCAAGAAGUCCAGAUAGCAGUAACAUGCUUGAUGUCACCACUAGCAAUAAUUCAAAUAACAACCACAUUUAUGAAGAUUGCAAAUGGCAAUGCUAACAUGUUGUUGUCCCAUAUCAGGGUAAAUGCUUGAUGGCCAUCUAAGUUCUAUCACCAAUUGACCCACAUGCUUGCGAAUUCUACCUGCAGAUUAUCAGUUCUUAUCUUUUUAUAAAAUCUACUUAAAGGAAAUCCAGUUUCAUGAAUUGCAAAAAUCAGAUAAAAGAAAAGUUGUGCCCAAAGGUUUUACCAGCUUUGUGAACAAUCUGAAUCACUGUCUAGUGUUGAAGAGUUUCAUUGAUUGUAUUGUGGAUGAAACAACACCUAGUAAACCUUGAUGCUGAUAUAGAGGAGAGAAUUGGGGCAAGAAAGGCUCUCUAAGAAAUUAGGCGCUCACUAUGGUAGUGCUGUAGUUGAGAUAACACAUGAUUUGGACCUCUAAUAGGCGCCCAGCACUUGUGGAAGAACUCAAACUUUAUUGAUCAAAAAAUUGUUUACAAGGAGAGCAGGAUCUAGUAUUUAUACUAGAUCCCUAGAAGGUUCUAGACACACUGAUGCAACACGAAAUGAAAGGUGCAUGAGGACAUAUAUGUAAACUUGUAAGGUAUACAUGUUAUUAAGUACAUCUCAACAACACUCCCCUUCAAGCUGGUGAAUAGAUGGCAUCCAUUCCCAGCUUGGGAAUAAUCUUCUACAGUUGUGUCCCUGAGAUGCCUUUAGUAAGCAUAUCUGCCAACUGAUUAUUGGUUGAAAUGUAUGAUAUACAAAUCACAUCGGCCUCAAGUUUCUCUUUGAUGAAAUGGCGAUCAAUCUCCACAUGUCUGGUACGGUCAUGUUGUACUGGGCUGUGCUCUAGAUUGAUUGCUGACUUAUUGUCGCAAUAAAUCUUCAUAGGAUUGAAUAAAGGAAUUUGUAACUUGUCAAGUAAGUUCUUGACCCAAAGUAACUCACAUAUCCUUGGGUAAGUGCCCUAAGUUCAGCCCCAGCACUUGAUUGAGCAACUACAUUCUGUUUUUUACUCCUCCAAGUGACAAGGUUGCCACCAACAAAAGUAAUAUGAUUGAAGAUUGACUUUUGAUCAAUCGUUGAGCCUGCAUAAUCAGCAUCUGUAAACAUCUCAACCUCUACCUUUUCACUUUGUUUAAAAAGAACCCCUUUUCUUGGUGUGCCUUUCAAAUAAUGUAGCACUUGGUAGGCAGCAUGUAAAUGACACUCUUUAAGUUGAUGCAUAAAUUGAUUCAAUAUACUCAUUGCAUAUGAGAUAUCUAGUUGAGUGUGUGUUAGAUAAAGUAGUCGGCCAAUGAGAUGUUGAUACAUCUCACAGUUAAUAGAAAUUUCUUCAUUUGCCAUACUUAAUUUCUAGUUUGGAUCAAUAGGUGUAUUGGCUGGUUUACAUACAGAUUUUCCUGUUUCAGCUAACAAAUCUGUUAUGUACUUUUGUUGAGAAAUAAAAAUGCCUUUAGAAGAAUGUGCCACUUCGAUUCCUAAAGAUAUCUAGUUGAGUGUGUGUUAGAUAAAGUAGUCGGCCAAUGAGAUGUUGAUACAUCUCACAGUUAAUAGAAAUUUCUUCAUUUGCCAUACUUAAUUUCUAGUUUGGAUCAAUAGGUGUAUUGGCUGGUUUACAUACAGAUUUUCCUGUUUCAGCUAACAAAUCUGUUAUGUACUUUUGUUGAGAAAUAAAAAUGCCUUUAGAAGAAUGUGCCACUUCGAUUCCUAAAAAAUACUUUUGUCCCAAAUUCUUGACAUCAAACUCUUGGGCUAAAUAAUUGCUCAAGUUUUAGAUCUCCCCUUCAUCAUUUCUUGUGAUGAUAAUAUCAUCAACAUAAACUAAUAGCACUAUAACUCCCCUUGAAAAAGAGUGUUUAAAAAAUAAUGUGUUAUCAGCAUUACUUUGAUUAUAAUUUAGUUUGUUUAUGGCUAUUGUCAACCUUCCAAACUAUGCACGUGGAGAUUGUUUGAGGCCAUAAAGGGAUUUCUUUAACUUGCAAACAAGAUUAGAUGAAUGAUUACUCUCAUAUCCUGGUGAAAGAGUCAUGUAGACUUCUUCAACCAAAUCACCAUGCAAGAAUGUAUUUUUAACAUCAAAUUGUUGAAUAUUUCAGCUGAAAAUUACUACUAAGGGUUAUCCACAAGUAUAUGGAAUAGAUUAUCAAGAGACUUUUGCAUCAGUGGCCAAAAUGAAUUUCUCCUUGCCUAGAAUAAACUUUGCCAAACCUUAGGUUUUCAGGAAGUGAACUCAAUAUAGGAUUGAGUAUUUUAGGGACUGAAGUGAGAAUGAACAGGUUACUAGCUGAAGAUGAGAGGGAAGAAUCUACAUGUUGAUCCAUAUGAGUGGAGAUAUUGAUCACUGGAUGGAGAUUCUUUAAAAUAAGAAUUCGAUUCAUGAAAUGUAACAUCCAAUGAAAUAAAAAAAAAAUUAGAAGGAGAGUGAUAACAUUUGUACCCCUUUUGAUUGGUAGCAUAAUCAAGAAAUACAGAUUUAAGUGAUCUCGGUUCUAAUUUGCUUUUUGUUUGAUUAUGAACAUGAACAAAAGAGACAACCAAAUGUCUUAGGUUCUAGCUUAGUUUUAAGUUGAUGGUCUGGGAAAAACUUGGCUAAUGAAUCUAAUGGCCUAAGAAAGUCUAAGGUUCUAGAUGGUAAUUGGUUGAUGAGAUAUGUGGCUGUUAGAACAGCCUCUCCCUAAAAACUUUAGGUAUAUGAUGUUGAAAUAAAAUUGAUUGAGUGACUUCUAAAAGAUGACGAUUUUUUUCUUUCAGUUAAACCAUUUUGUUGUGGGGUAUAGACACAUGAGGAUUCAUGUAUGAUGUCCUUUGUUCAGAAGUAUAAUUUAGAUUUCGGCUAAAAUACUCUUGAGCAUUAUCAGAUCUGAAUUUUUUAAUACUAGGGUCAAAUUAGUUUUUUAUCAUGACACAAAAAGAUUUCAGAACAUCCCACACAUUGGAUUUUUGUUUGAGACAUGGUCCCCAAAUGUCACUAUGAAUUAGGAAGAAAGAAACAUCACUCCUUUCCCCUUGAGAUCGAAAUGAAGUAUGCUUGUGUUUAGAAAGUUCACACACAUUACAUUUAAGAGUGUCCAAUGACACCUUUCGAAACAAAAUAGGAAAAACUAUUUUCAAAGUGCUAAAGGAUGGAUGACCCAUCCGUUGGUGAAUCAAUUGUAUCUUAAGGACAUCUUCUAGAGGUUCUAGAGAUUGAUCUGCUUCCACUAGAUGUGUUUGGCUCAGUCCUUCUAGAAGAUAAAGACCUUCACGCUCUCUAGCGACUCUUGUCCUCCAAUGAUGUACCAUAUCAAAUAUGACACAAACAUCUUCAUCAAAAAAGACAUGAUAAGGUGAGUCUCUGACAAGUUUUUUAAUUGAAAUGAAGUUUGUAAAUAACUUGGGAACAUGAAGAACAUUAGUAAGAACCCCUAGAGCUUCAAGUCUAAUGUCUCCUAUAUCUGCGAUGGUUAGAAAGGAUCCGUUUGCAGUAGUCACUUUUCUGUCACUAAGACAAGGAUUAUAUUUGGUGAAAAGGCUGGGGGAGUUGGUCAUAUGAUCUGUUGCUCUUGAGUCCACUACCCAAUUAUUAAAAAUAUCUCUAAAAGAGACUCUAACUCCAAGAGAGUGGUGAAACAUACUAGACUAAAUUGAUGAGAAUUGUGUCACUGUUGACUUCAGUUUUUCUAGCUCAAUUUGAAAUCACUCUAUAUCCUCAAUCUAAGGAGAAGAAGAAUGUUGAUUGAUUUGGGAAUCUGAAGAAUGACUAGUUGAUAAUCCUACUGCCAAAUGUGAUUGACUGUCAUUUUUUAGUGCCAAAAUUUUGUGGUUUACCAUGUAAUUUAUAACACCUGUCUCUAGUGUGACAAGCUUUCCUGCAAUAUGUACACCACAGAUUAUCACGAAAAUCAGUCUUCUAAUUUCUUCCUUGGCCAUGCUGGGGCUGUUUAGCUUGAUAUGAGGCUUUCUUCAUAAUUUCUCCCUGUUUGAUUAUAAAUGCAGUAUUGUCAACUUCAGGCACUGACAACAUUAAUUUUUGACGACUUUCCUUAUUGAAAAUGAUGGAAAUAGCUUAAUCUAUAUCAUAUUUCCUUUCACAACUCAAAAUUUGACUUGAUCAAAAAUGGAAUUAAGUUCAGCCAAAAUUUUAAACACUCUUCUUCGUUCUAUAAAAUGUUAUAGGACAACAAUUUUUGCAGGUUUUUCUGUAUCGAUGCUGAGAUAAUAAUUGAUUUCCUAUCAUAAAAUUUUCAAUUCUCUUAUAUAUUGCAUCACAGAUUUAUUUCCUUGAAUUGUGGACAUGAAUUUUUUCUCAAGUUCAUAUAAAUGUGCCUCGUUAUUUCUCUGUGAGAAUUUCGUGUGAACUGUUUCCCACAUAUCUUUGACUAUAGAUAGAAAGAAAAAAUCUCGGCUAAUUUGAGGAAUCGUUGUUUCUCAAAGCUAGGUUUUGAUUAAUGUAUCUUUUUCUCUCUAUCUAUGAAAUUCUCGAGACAUUGUAUCUGGUUUCCCCUCAAUCAGAUGAUGUAACAUCCCUCUUCCAGUCAAUAUCUCUCGAACAUAUUCUGACCAUUGAAUCAAAUUGUAUCCAGUCAGUUUGAACUCUGUAGGCAUGACAGGAAGUUCUAUGAGUAAUCUUGGAACACUUGGACCAAGAUUAACUUCCCUUGUGGAGGUUGGAUCCCCCACAGAUGAUGAAGAAUUGUCUCCCACAUUCUCUCUUUAAAGAGGAUGUCCAAAAUCACGAAAAAAUCAGAUUCGUGAAUAAAUCUCAAUAGAGACAAGGAAAAACGGUGCAAGAACUGUAACAGAACAGUAGAUCAGUGUGGAAACGAAGAAAUGGAGCAAUCACACCUGGAUUCACUCUGAAAGAAACACAGCUAAGGAGAAGAUCCCUUGUCGGAAGUGUACGGCGCUUGUAACUCCAGCAGACGAUGGAGAGAAUGCCGACAAAGCAGUGUCAAUUGUGACGGUGCUGAAAAAUAGAAUUUUAAACCCUAGAAUGGUUCUAAUACCAUGUAGUCGAGAUAACACACGGUCUGGAGCUCUGAUAGGCGCCCAGCACUCGUGGAAGAAGAACUCAAACUUUAUUGAUCAAAAAUCUGUUUACAAGGAGAGCGGGAUCCAGUAUUCAUACCAGAUCCCUAGAAGGUUUUAGACACACUGAUGUAACACGAAAUGAAGGUACAUAAGGACAUAUAUGUAAACAUGUAAGUACAUCUCGACAACAAGUGCUAUAAAUGAUACAUGCUUAGUAGGCCGAAAGGUGGCCCAAGUUGGUUGAUGGUCUAACUGCCCAAAUAGCCCUGAUUACUUCAUUUCUCAACAAAUUUGGGAAGAUUUGUAUAUUGUUUAGGUUUCUACAUGGUUGACUCGGAUAACAAGUGUAAAGCAGGUUCUGUUAUGUCUGAAAUUUUUUCAUGUAAAAUAAUAUCUUUUUCGAAUAUCUAUUUUUAGAGAUCAUUUUCCAUUUCAAUGCAUUCUUCAUGUGAUAAGGAUUUUUGAACUGUUAUAAUCAAUCUUAACAGGAAAUAAAGUUUUUGUAAUUGGCAAAUUUGUGUUGAAGGUAAAUUUGUUAGAUAGUGAAAUACAGUGAUAUGAAACUCUGGAAGUUUAUAACAAUUUACCUGUGGUCAUAAAGGUGGUGGCGACCUCUGCUCAUGUAUGCUUGCUUCAACAUUCUCAUCCUGUAUAUUUACCAGCUGCCUGUUGAGUUUCCAGAGAUUAUCACUAUAGUUGGUGAUUUCAUCGGCUUGAAUAAGAUAUCAAUGACCACAGAGUGGAUGGAGAUUUCCUCUGGUCUUUCUCUUGUGGCUUUCUUUUUCAUGGUAUGACUCCUUCAGUACAUAUCACUAAAGAACUUUUUCUUAGAACUUAAUCGUUUCUCAUCCAACAAACUAAAUCGCUUCAGAUCCAACCGCAAAAUAGGCUGUUUUCUGCAUUAUUAUGCUUUAUGUAACAGUGGCUCUUGACCAAUUUAUUGAUAUGAUUCUUUGGCACGACAAAAGGCUCACAUAUGAUACAUGAGCUGGCUAUUUGUACCAGGCGAAAAAAGAAAAAUCUGCCAGCACUUGAGCAAAAAUGUGUUGAAUAGGACUUGAAUUCUCUACAGAAGUUAUAAUUAUUUCCCAAAAGUGUAAUGUAAAAAGCAUUGGCUGAGAACCUUUAUAUCCUUGAGAGUGUCUGGUCUGACUAAAUCAACCAGGGUUGACUCCCCGGGGUCUGACAAUGGUAUAUAAUUAUUGGCGUAGAAUUAUCCAAAGCAACAAGGGUGAUAUUUUGAAAGAUGAUAGAUCUAAAUCCUCUAGAACUUAAAAUCGAUUUUUUAUGCAUAGAAUGCUCUUUAUGUGGUGGAGAAUGUGAUUUGGAUAUGAUUACUGUCUCAGUUAAAUUUGAGUUUGUGGUAUAGUUAAUCUUCAUAGAGCUUGAAAACAGAUGGUUUUUUGGGUUGACACCCUGGGGCUGACAAUGGUAAAAUGUCAAUAUAACCGAACUAGACGAUUUUCUGCAAAUUUGGCAACUGCUUUUGUUUCUCUAUCAUGAUUGUUUGUUUUUGCUGGUUAACUUGAAAUACAGUUCUGUAGUGUUCAGUAUGUGUUAUUCUUCUUUGCCUGAUUUUCUUUAUAAACUUCUGGAGAACGCUUGUUGCUUUGAUUAUUUAUGUUUAUUAAUAUAUCAUUUUUUUUUAUUAAUGAAGCUUUCUUCUGUCAAAACUGAUCUAGAAGAAAUGGAAUCUGUUAUGUCAAUGCAAGAUAGCAGUAUGGCGGAGCACCUUUUGCCAUUAAACCAUACAUUUUUUGUCAGAGAAUUCAGGUAACUGUUCUCUUUUAUUUCUUGUUUUGGUUCCCAGAGUCAAGAGUUCUAUUUUUUUCUAUGCAAUUCUAUUAGAUAAUUGAAACUGCAGAGCUCAUAUUCUUCGUUUGUAUGAUCUCAUGGCCCUUAUUUCCUGAGUAGGCUUUUCUUUCACCAUCUAUGAAGAAUGGCUUCCAACAUGACUCUAGUUUUAUUUCAUUCGAAGUUCAUGUGGCUUCCUAAUUCGCAAUGAAACAGAAUGCGUAAGUUUUGUUGUUGUGGUAACAAAUUAUAGUGGUUACGCAUCAUCCCUCUUCAUAUUAUAUUUUUUAGAAAUAAAAUUGAUCCCAAUAAUAUAGGUCAUUUACGAAUUUUUAAUUUAUGUUAUAGAUAUAAUCGUAAGUCACAUGAUUUUGUUUUAACCUUGAUUGUAUGAUUCUGUUGUUAUCCAUCAUGGUAGGACCAUUUUAUGAAUUGCAAAAAGGAAAAAAGUUUCUUCUUUGUUGGAGACAGCUUUUUGUGCUUCUUUGUAGAAAAUUUCUUCAUAGAUCAAACGCAAUUGGAAAGGUAUCAGCUUAUUUCCAAAGUGUGAGUGGCUUCAAUGAACUAUUAUACAUGACAGUAUAAAGCCUGUUUGAAUAAUUUGAUGCCACUUAUUUGUUGUUAAUUUAUGUUUAGUUCAAGAGAAGAAAACGAAAAUCUUUUCAGGCGGGAGAUGAGACAAGGGAGAAACAGUCGAUUUGUCCAAGUGGACUCUGGUACGAUGUAGGCAUUCAAGAAUUUGUUCAAUGCAGGAGACAAGUGGUGUUAUAGCCACACACUAAUCUCAAGUACUAAAUAUAUUAACCUAGAUAACAAUUUCAUGCAUCCUAAAAAAACUGUCUUCACAUGAUUCAUAUUUACGCUGUAACAUGAAGUUCAAAACGAGGUUGGUGACAUUAAUGCAAAAGGUGGCAUAUGGAUCUCAAUGAUGCACACGAUAUCUGAUUUCUCAUCCCUGAGUAUCUAGGAAUAGUGUGCCUGAGAAUAUCUGUUGAAAAUCUGUAUCUACACCUGAAAAGUUGCCAAUGGUAUUUGGAGAUCGGAAAUCUAAAGUAAAACAAAGCUCUUGACGCAUUCAUACUUUUGUUGAAGGUGAUGAUGCAAUGAUAUUUCUAAGGAAAAGUUCCCUAUAAAUGUUUAUGACAAGUUGAAGUGUAAGAACCUUAUACCACAUAGGUUUCUUAAUAAGAUCAAUAACAUCUUUGUGGCAGAUAUCCCAACUUGAUGAUUUUAAAUGUUUGAGAUUUGCUGGCCUAUCCCCAGUAUGAUCUUUUUGCUACUCAUUGUCAAGUUGCUUCUAGCAGAGGUAGCUGACGUAGAGACUUGUUGCCCAAUGUCUUAAUUACAUUAAUUUUAACCCUAAGAAUAAGUACCAUAUAACACAGGUAGAUAUACUUAGAACACAUGAGAUAGUCUAAAACCAGGUUCUUACAUAUUUUAUUUUUAUUUUGAUACAAGACCCAGUUGUCCUUGAUAAGUUUUUUUGUUUGAAGGUAUUUUAGUUCCUCUGAUUCGAUUUUAAGGGUCAAUAAGAUCUGCACGCCUCCAAGUUGGCUGUAUUAUUUUCAUAUCAUUAAUAUAAAUUUUAUUUUCUCCUUUGUGGAUUGCGCUUUAUAAGAUGAAUAUAAAAUGCUCCUAUACGAAUUUGGCCAAACACAUUCAUUGUGUUUCCAGUUUAAUGCAAGUGGUAGAAUCUGAGUUGGGUAAUGAGCCUUGCUAACAAUGACAGAAACCAAUACUUCCAUUUAAACAUAAUAACCACGAAUUGGUCCUCCUGAAAACAUAUUUUGGUUAAUCUCUAGAAUUUCCACUUUUUCCUUUUCGUUUGAUUUUCAGGUUGAAAGUACUUGGAGAUGUGCCAUCUAUGAGAAAUUUCACCUUGUCAGUUUUGUUCACCUUGUUUUUCGUUUCCAUUCUUUGUAUUCAUAUUUUUCAAGCAUAAAAUGCUCCAGACAUAUUUCAACGCCAAAGGUGGCAGUGUCCAUUGUACCAUGCCGUUUUUGCAGAGAACGUUAAACCAUUCAAAUCACUGUUUUGUGCUGGUAUAAAAUUUAUACAAUGGUGGGGUUAAGAAGCAAUUUGGUUAAGAUUGUCUUGGAUGGCCAGUAAUGACAGGAAUGACAGCAGCAAUAACUCUUCAUCGAUAAGGUUGUCCAAAUUUUACUAUUCCGUCUGUCACAGAGAAUUAUUUUACUGGCUUUUUUUAUAAUUAUCCUUGUUGCAAGUAACAAAAUCAUUUUCUGAUUCAUUUUUGUUACAUUAGAGAGUGAUUUCAAUCUUUAGUACAUCCUAAAAUAUAGUAAAUAAUUAUUAAUUUAGUUAGUAGAUAUUUGCAUAUUUUCGUAGAAACUUGGCUCAUUAGGAAAUCAAUAACUACCAGGAAAUUUUUGCUGUCUGAUGGUAAUAAGAUCUCACAUAUGUUUAAGCUUAUUGAGCAUAAUACCCUUUUUCCUGUCAUAACGUUGGUGAAAUUUAUUGAUGGUGUUUAUCCAUUUACAUAAUGUUUUCAAUUUAAUUGAAUCUUGACUUUAAUUAGUAGACUUUGUCACUGUUACAUACUUUCUCUUUCCUAUAUAUAUAUAUAUUAGUUUAUGAGGUUGUUCUAAUGCUCUCAGGUCUGGGAUGAGGCAUACAAAUGUCUUGCUGCAGAGAUCAGUGUUCCGGAAUUUCAGUAUUAACUUCUUCACUUAUGGCUUUCCAGUGGGUGCCUAUGAUAUCAUUUUUAUCUCACUUCAUUUUCUAAUCUUUUUACUUCAGAGCUGUCCUAGAAAAUGCUUUCCUUAGGGAAACCUUCCCUUGUACCAACAGGUUAAUGCAAGAUCUGUAAUUAAAGGUUUUAUUAGCCUGAAAAAUGUUUAAAAGGCUAUAUUUAAAUCAUUUGUGUCCAAUCCUGCUAAUCUAAGAAAAAUAUAGAUCGAUGUAAAUGUUUUAUGAUGCUGUCGAUGCAAUUGUUGUUGAUCAUAGACAUGGAUUCUUUUAGCAUAGGUCCUUUGUCUUUGGUGGCAUCAUCGUUAUUAUAGAAGUUUCUCCCAUCUAUCUGUGUUGAGUGAAGGACUUGCAAGGGCAUGUCCCUUGUUUGACUAUGUUUUGCUGACACUUGUAAACCAGAUGUGAACUUCUCAUAGUAGGUGACUGGGGACCUGACCUAUAAUUAGAUCAGGCUAUAUUUUUCUUCAAAGGCGGCCAUUAAAUUGCCAAAAAAGGCUGGCAGAUCUUAUUUUUAUGUCUUAUUUCUAUUUAAGUGGCCGCUAUCCUCUACAAAAUUUAUGGAUAACCGUUGAAACUAAAUUUUCCAUAUGCAUAAUUAUCGUCAUCAGUUGUUGAUGUAUACCGAAACAUUGUUGUUGUGUACAGAUAUAGGUCUCAAACUUUUAAAAAGCAUUGCAUCGCAUUAAAUAAUUACAUCAUUGUACUCAUAGCCUGGCAGUUUUUAUUCUUAGAAUUGUCUCGUAUUGAUAUGAAAAGUAAACAUAAUAGUUGGGCAGUCUAAUGGCUCUUGCAUGCUAUUUGAGUGAUUAUUGUUGAACUCUCUAGGAUUGUUCUUCCUAUCUGUUUCUUUUCACUAUAUUUUCGUCCUUCUUUGUCAUUCCCUAUGUUCAGUGGAUCCAUUAGGUUAUUACCGGAUCCACUUAUAGACUAAUGUAAUGGGCCUGGCCCAUUAACUCAUGUAACCUGAACUUAAGCGGGGAACCAAGAUAAUUGAUGUAAGAUUUUGGGAUUGUGGAAACUCUGCUCCAAGAAGUGGUGACUGAUUCAUCUUCUUGGAAGAGUAGGAUCGUGAAGAUUGACUCCUUUGUAUUAUAUACAUAGUGAUAUUUGGGGGCCAGCACCUAUGACUAUCUUCUCUGGAUGCAGGUGGUUCAUCUUGUUUGUUGAUGAGUGUACCAGGUUUACUUGAGUUUACCUCCUAAAAUCAAAAUCAGAUGCCACCCAAGUGGUGAAAUCUUUUUGUGAAAUGAUCUAUAAUCAAUUCGUAACUAUUGUCAAGAGGUUUAGAUCAGAUAAUGCUAGAGACUUUCAAUUUGACUGUCCCCUUACUUUAAACACUUACUGGAUACAUCUAGGGCUCUUUUGUUUCAACAAAAAGUUCCGAGGCAUUAUUGGGUUGAAGCUGUGCUUACUAGUACUCAUCUUAUUAAUAGGAUUCCAACAAAAACAUUAGAAAAUCAAGGUCCUAUGGAACUGUUGGGCAAAUUCUAUCCUCAUGUGAAAGUAAAGAUUCAUCUUUGUUCAAGGGUAUGUAGAUAUAUUUUUUAUGUUCAUGCUCAAGGCAUAGUAGGAAAACUUGAUCCACGAUCUAUAAAAUGCAUAUUUAUUGGGUAAAUCCAAAGCAAUGGGGAUCACACUCUCUUUAUUAAGUGUGGCGACCCAGACAUGGUUACAGUCUUAAUUGUGUAUGUAGAUGAUAUCAUCAUAGCAAGAGAUGAUAUUGAGGAGAUUAAAUGCCUUGGUCAAAAUUAUCUAGGGAAUUUGAUAUCAAAUAUCUAAGAAGAUUAAAAUAUUUUUUGGGAAUUGAGGCUACAUAUUCAAGUAUAUUCUUUCAUAACACAAGUAUAUUCUUGAUUUACUUCAAGAGACUGAAAAAUUAGAGUGUAAAACCUGCUGACUCUCCAAUUGAUCCCAAAUUAAGUUUGGGAGAAGGUAAAGACUGAUCAGGUGGACAAAAGCUCAUAUCAACAGUUGAUUGGGAGGUUGAUAUAUCUAAAUCAUACAUUUCUAGAUAUAACAUUUGCAGUAAAUGUACUCAGUCAGCAUAUGAAUGAUCUAAGGGAGAUAUACACCUGCAGGCAGCAUAUCGAGUGUUGGCAUAUUUAAAGACAAUAACAGGGCAAGGCAUUCUAUUCAAAAAAGGAGAGAAUCAAUCUAUUGAAAUCUACACUGAUGCUGAUUAUUCAGGGUCUAUUAUAGAUCGCAGAUCAAGAUUGGGUUAUUGUACAUUUAUUUAUGGAAAUCUUGUGACUUGGAGAAGCAAGAAGCAACAAGCAGCACGAUCUAGUGCUGAAACAGAAUUCAGGGCAUUGGCACAAGGGAUAUGUGAAGGCUUAUGGAUUUGAGGUCUACUAGAUGAAUUGAGAGUCAAUAAAUCAAAUCAUAUGAAAUUGUUUUGUGACAACAAGUCAGUAAUAGUUAUUGCCCGAAAUCCUGUACAACAUGACAUGACUAAACAUGAUGAGGUUGAUCAACAUUUUAUCAAAGAAAAAGUAAAAACAGGAGAUGUAGAUCUGAUAUAUGUUGGGACAUCAGAACAUGUUGCUGACAUAUUCACAAAGGGACUCAUAAGACCAGUAUUUCAAAGGAUGGUGUCCAAGUUGGGCAUGGAAAACAUCAAUACCCAACUUGGGAGGGGGUGUUGAACUCUCUGGGAUUGCUUUUCCUUUCUAUUUGAUUCUUUUCACUGUAUCUUCGUCCUUCUCUGUCAUUCCUUAUGUUCAGUGGAUCCAUUAGACUAUUAUCCAAUCCACUUAAAGACUAAUGUAAUUGGCCUGGCCCAUUAACUCAUGUAACCAAGAUAAUUGAUGUAAGAUUUUGGGAUUGCGGAAACUCUAAUCCAACAAGUGGCGACUGAUUCAUCUUCUUGGGAGAGGAGGAUUGUGAAGAUCAACUCCUUUCAUUCUUCAAGUUGCAAGAAUCUCAAUCAAGAUCAAUUCUCGAGGAUUAUCAUUAGGCUGCAUGCACCUCAUUGAUAUUGUAGACGUAAUGAACCCUAAAAGUGAACUUGCUUGUAAGAGUGCUAUUGGAAAUAAUAGUUUUGUAUUGGGCGAUACAGAAGUAUCAGCCGUAGCCAAUUGGUUUUGAGUUGGACGACCCAAUAAAUUUAGUCAUUGUCUAUUUUGAGUAGAUGAUCGGAUAUGCAUAAAUGGCAUAUGUACUAAAGAUAUUUAUUUUAAUAAGAAUUUAAAGUUUUCCCUUGGAUUGCAAUCUCGAAUAAUCGAGGUAUAAAUGGAGGGGUAGAGGAUGAAGUACGUACUAGCAGCAUGAAGGUGUGUCAAACUCUGUCUGUCGUUCAAUACACCUGAAACCAAUAAAUAGCACUCCAUACUGUAUUGAUGAAGUAGAAGGAAUAUAUGAUCGAUGCCAUUCAGAUCAGUAUCGUAGGUUACCAGAAAUUCCAGACAAUGAAGAGAGCAAGAGAGAAGAGAGGUAGAGUGGAUCUCAGUAAGGCUAUGGUUACGUUGUGCCUUCUCUCUGAUGAAGUUUAGGCUGAAGGAUGCCACAGAAAAUCUAUGCUGCAGAGGCCCAAGUUGUAGCACAUAUUUCCCAUCUGACUUAACAGUAAAAAAAGUUUUAUUUGUUUUACAGAAGAAACGACUUUGCUGGUGAUUCAAAAUUAGCCUAAUGAAAAGGAAAUGGUAUAGGAGUAUCCUAUUGACCUUGUAGUGUAAACCUAUAAAAUGAAAAAUUCCCCUCUAACGCAUAUAAUAUUUAAGUAUGUUUCAGCUAUGGAUAGUUGGUGACCAUAUCAGAUAUGAUAAACAAUUUUCUUACGAGUUUAAUCAACUACGGUUAAGAAUGCUGUAUGAUCUGUAUAAUCUAACUUUCAGUGGUAAACAUGACAGGUGUUGUUGCUUGCUCUUUCAUUUUGGAGCUUCAAUUUUGCAAGUAUAUGUGCUUUUGGUUUGCUAGCCUAUGUUGGUUAUAUUUUAUAUGCGUUUCCCUCCUUAUUUGACUUGCAUCGGUUGAAUGGAUUACUUCUCGUGUUCAUUCUCUUUUGGGCGGCUUGCACAUAUGUAUUCAAUGUGGCAUUCACAUUCUUCAACAGGAAACUCUCAAAGGUAAUUUCUAUUUUUUAUAGAAUCUUUUGUUAUUUCUGAUUAAUUUAACCAGACCUUACAAAAUUUCAGGACACAGAGAUUUGGGAAACAAUUGGUUUCUGGCACUAUUCAAUUCCAGGGUUCUUUUUACUUGCACAGUUUUGCCUCGGCAUUCUGGUAGCUAUGGGUAACCUUGUGAAUAAUUCUGUUUUCUUGUACACAUCGUACGAGGAUGGGCAGUCCUCAACUGAUGAAAAUGUUGCUGAAGGUGAGAAUGACUAUUCAAGCAGUCCAGUGAUGUUUACAACGAUACAAAAAAGAUUAGAAGAUGAAUAUGUAUUAAUUUUUGCUCGUUCUUGAAAUAUUGAAGUCUUUUUUACUCUCUAACUUGAAUCUACUAGCUUCUCAGUUUUGGUCUCCUUUCUUUUAAUGGGGUAUGUUGCCAUUGUCUUCAAUAGAUGAAGAGAAUUCUCCACACACAUGAAGGCAUACAGAGAUAUUUUUAUAUUUUUGUGAUACUAUUGCUUCUGUAAUUCCAAAAUAGAAUGUUUGUGAUCCUUGUUGUCUCCUUGGAUACAGAGAAAGAAGAUGUCAAGGUAUUGAUUAUAGCUACAUUAGCUUGGGGACUUCGCAAAAUCUCCCGUGCCAUUACACUUACUCUGAUAUUUCUUCUUGCUUUGAAACCUGGUUUUAUUCAUGCUGUAUAUGGUACGUGAAGUCUACUCAGUCUGUCUGUUGAAAAACUUUCAAUUAUCUUUCGAAUUUGUUCUGUUGUCACAUGUUGAUCUGAUAAUCUACUUUAUUUGACCAUCUAUUUUUUCUUGGUUUACUUUGGAAUAAGAUAAACUUUCAUGUGUUUGUUCAAAUAAUCAUUACAGACUUCAUACCCAUGGCCAAAAGAUAAAAUUAUUUCCUUGGAUGUUGUUACUAAAUAAUUUGGGUUAUCUGUUUUAACGUGAAGGAUCUGUUAUUAACUUGAGUGUUGUGCAUAUAUUCAGGAUCUGCACUAAAUCUGUAUAAUAGAGGAAUAAGGUGAAUGGAGCACACUUAGGGCAACUAAUUGGUGAAUUUGUUUAGAGUUCGCAAUCUUGUAAUUUUUUUACAGCUUUCUUGGGACAUGAGAUGUUUCACAAUUUUUUGAUUAUAUAUCACUCUUUGACGAUCCAACAUUUUGUGGAAAACUAUGUGGGAGUGUGGUAGUUAAAGAUCAAAAAUACUUUUUUGUUCUUUGAUAAUGCUUACUUGAUUUACUUACUUUGCAAGAGGCCAGCUAAUAAGUGAAAAGCAAUACAUCAGCGUUUAGAAUCUUUAGGUUGAGAGAACUUAGUAUGAUUCGACCCUGGAAAAUCGAACCUUCCCUUAAGGGGCCAAUUUUUUAAAAAGUAAAGAUGUGCCAAGGUGGGAUUAUCUUCAUCCUGUGUGUCAGACAUCGAAAAGAUACCGUCUUGUGGCUCGGUGCAUGUUUGUAGAAUCGUUCAGUUGAUGUUGCACAAGGCAAACCAGAUAAUUUGUCAGAUCCGAUUGAAUUUUUCCAAAUUCAAUGUCUGUACAGUCAACUUCUUAAUAAGUUACAAUUUGAAGCUAGCGUAAUUAAUUUUUUCCAAUGAUCAACUACUUUUCUAUAACUUUUUUCGAUUAUAGAGGGUCAGUUAUAAAGGCUCUCUUCCCAGAUGAAAAGAGGGGAGGGAAGAUGAACCUUCUCCAGGCUCACACUUCAAUUUUUCUCGUCACUUCCUACCAAGCAUACCUGCAUCUGGCCUACCGAGUCCCUGGUUAUACUAUUUCUCAUCAUGCAAGUUGUCAUCCGUUUCUUUAAAGAACCCACUUAUUCUUCAAGCUGGAUGUAUAUGAAGAGAUGACCCUUCAGAGGAAAUUAUGUCCACCUGCAGCCAAGUAUCUGUAUGAUUUUUCUCCAUUUCUUUUGUCCAAAUCCCACAUUCAUUUUGAAAAGGUUGGUUCCUUAGACCUGACUACUUAAAUGCCCUGGAGAGAAGCUGAAAAUUAGACAUAUCCUUAUUAUAGUAGGGUAAAUGUUUUUUUUCAUGCUUGAGAAGCCUUGAUCAGUUGUUAAUUCCUGGCUCUAAGUCAUCAAGGCGCCAACAUGAUCCAAGAUCUCCGAAUGUCUUGGGAUAUCUAGGCUCUUAGGUGAUGCUUAAGUGUUUUCAUUUUUUGUAUUGUUAGAAUGAGGGGUUGAGAGAAUAGAGAGUCAGAAGGGAAUGUGAUUUAUCAAACGGAAAAGUAGUGCAAAGAUGGGUGACGACCAAUGAAAGGGAGCUAAAUGCAAGCAUUAGUCAUGGCUUCACGGUGUUAAAGAUUAGAGAUGGUGGUGGAAGUCAGGAACUGAAGAGCACAACCAGAGAAACGGGAGAAGAGCCAACACAUCUUGUUGACUGUAACAUUUGGUUAACAUUGCUAGGCUACAGGACAUCUCAGAGAAAAUAGUCCACCUUGACAGGAAUUAGUCUGUUGUGGGUAGACCGAAAAGUUUUCCCAUUCCCUGCCUGAGUUACCUGCCAAAUCUUCUUAUGUGCAGAAAUUUUAAUCUGCAGACCGCUUAGAUUUUGGCUAUCUAAUCAAAAGGUAGUCCAUGUGACUCUUGCACGCUCUUUACUACUGGAAUAUUUUUCCUUCCAGUAUCAUCUUCUUCUUCUUUGUCUUCACUCUCCAUUCCCUUUUUCUCUUGGAUCAGAUCUAGCAAACUCUUUGCCAGAAUUGGGACUACAAUAAGAACUAGAACUCACCAAUGCGGUUCUUCGUUCUGCAAAACUUCAUUGCUUCCUAUGGUGGCUCCUUGGUGAAAUUAUUAUGUAAAUGAGAAUCCAAUACUAUAUGAUUAGAUAAUAGCACUGAGUUAAUCCUUCUGGUUGUUGACAGCUCAUUAAGGUGACCCCUGCUGUAGGGCAUAUUAAGUGCUUAGCGUACAUAUUUUUGGGGAAAGAAAACUUUACGACAUCAGCUAUUCCAUCCGACUGGAGUAAUGUGUCAUGCAGAUUUGAUGGCCAUUGUCUGACUCCCUGGUGCAGUAUGAAUUCCAACGGAACAAAUAUGGCAGUUAUCGCACUAUGUUACUUGAACGCCUGUUACUGUAAACCCUAAUUACGUCAAAUGUACUGAUUUUUUUUCAACUGUGUAAUUUUUGUCAAGUAUACACAUGUAUUCAGUUCUUUGUUAGGAGAAUUAGUCUCAUCUCAAUUAAGUUUCAAAUUUUAAACUUUAUUUCAUAAGUGAACGGUAAAUCUCAGUCCAAUUUCCGGGUCUGGAUUGGAAUCGACCGAUUUUUUACACCAUGCUCAGUUCUAGGUGAAUUUUGCCUUAAGAUUCAUUGCAUUUCUUAAAGUUUUAGGAUCAUACAUAGUUAGGUGUCAUUUUUGUCUUUAGCGAAUAUGAAUCACUUUGCUCGCUUCUGGUUGGAUAAUCAGUUGUAAUCUCCAAGGAGUUGGACUUCCAAUUCCUAAGACAAUGCUUAAUUGGUAGCAUGUGUUCUUCAUGACAUCAACAUGCACCUUUCUGUAAUAUGUUGUCUCUUGUACUUUCUCUCAUGUGAGCAUCCUCAUCUAAUCACUAAUCAUGACAGGGUCUGUGGUGUACUGACAUCUAAUAUAAAUGGAAGAAGCUCAAAUAAGCCCUUAAAAAACACAAUUUCAGUUUUGUUUGUAUAGUUUUGUCCUGCUAUUAAUGUUGCGAGGUUUCACAAACCAUAAAUGAAACAAAGAGAAAAUGAGUGGAGAAAGAUAUGUCAAAGCAGUGGACAACAUAUUAUGGUCGCAUAUAAUUUGAAGGGGUCAACGAAGAAAACAACUUAUAAGCCAGUAUAGCAAGUGCUUAGGAAUCUUAUGAAAAGAGCUUGACUACAUCGUGAGAGCUUUCAGUUCACCCUGUAGUUGAAAAUAUAUAUAAGACUUUAUUUCUGUAGAUAGCUUGAUCCUUCUUUUUUUUGUCUUCUUGAGUUUUUCUUACCGAGCUGUUGAUGCCUGGUUGGUGGUUGUUGACACCUGAAUUGACCGUGUUACUUCUGUCAUAUAACUUUGUACAUAAUAGAUACAUGACUGGCUCUAUAACUUACUGGAGUCAACCCUUGUCAUAUUAGUUUCAUUUUUAAGAUAAUUUGGCACUCUAAAUGAUCCAAAAUGAAGACAUAAAAUCAACAUAAGUUAGUGUAGAAAUAGUAAUCUUUGUCAUCAUAAAAAUCAAUAUGUUGAGUUAAGAAGUUAUCAUUCAUGUACCAAAAUAGCAGUUUGAUAGCUUUAUAUUUUGCUUCAACAUAAGCCUUUUCCUACACUGUUCCCAACUUGCACGUCAAUCGAUGCACUGGAUGUGUGUGAAUGGAUAGUUUCCCAUUUUUUGGUAGUGAAGACCUGAUUUCCACUUAAAUAGAUUCUUCAGACCCUAUUGAUUUCACCAGCCUUUCCAGUUUGGGGAACUCUAUUGACCAUGGUACAUCUAACUUAUCGAGAUUGAUAGAACGCCAAGCUUGGAUAAUCUGUCCAUCCACAAAGGAUGUUAAUGCAGUUCAUUCCCAGUUUAUCAGAUUUGAUCGAAUAUAUACUAGUAUUCUCCUGAUUUAAAGACAUGUGAGACAUGCGAGUUUGAUCGAAUAUACUAGUAUUCAGGUGGGGAUUGGACUUGACGGACAUUUUCUUUGCCCUCCGAAGUGCUUAUGUUCUCCUCAUUCUUUUGAGUUUUAGCUUUCUUGAUUUUAAAGAAACCUACAUAAUGUCGAUGCUCUUACUGUACGGAGUGUUCAUCCACAUAUGUUUAUCUAUGUAUAUAGGUGUGAUUUGACGAUGCUUAUUAUUGGAGGUGGUUUUGUUUAAGGAUGUCUUUGGCUUCUCAAGGAAUGACUACCAUUUGUAUUUAAUCAAAUUUAUUUUUUUCAUAAAACUGAUUCUUUUCAACCUGAAUACAUUUUGGCUGCAGGUAUCUUAUUUAUGGUUUAUCUGUUGAGCCAUUCAAUUAGCAUAAAGAUACGACAAAUCCUUAUUCUUUUCUGUGAGAUACAUUUUACUCUGCUUUAUAUCCUUAAGCUUAAUCUGAUUUCCAACAUGCUGGAGAGAUGUGGCUCUUUGAUUCAGAUGAUUUUGUCACAGUCAGGUAUUAUUUUGUUGGGAUUCUGAUUCCUUUACAAUUAGCCAUUUUAUCCUACCCUUGAUUUUUCUUGAGAAAAAUCGAAUGUGGUUACUUGGGAGCCAUAUAUGGAAUCUUUUAUCAUUCAGUUGUCUGAUGAGUCCCACAUGUGCUUAAAUAUAUGAAGCAGCAAGCCACUAAUACCGUAUUUCUUUUGCGUUGGAAAACCCUAUUAUUUCUUUUUGUGACAAGACUCUCGGUUCUGUAUUGGAGUAUGUGCCUCAUUUGUGUUGUCCAUGUAUGAACUCAUUAAGAAGCCGACUCACAGUUGAAAUAGAAUGCUAGAAUGAUCAUAAAUUGAAAGAGAAUUAAAAUCAUGUUGCGAAAUCAGAUUCUUCAACUCGUAGUUAAUUUGUUUGAGUAUUAUUACCUGACAUCAUAAACCUUUCUUAAAUGGGACUCCUUUUUUUGCUUCGGAUUAUAUCUGAUCUGCGGAUGCUAAUGAGGUAAAAAAAUAUUUUCAAUGAUGUGAUCUGUAACUCUGAAUUGUAUGUUUAUGGUGAUCAUGUGGAGGAUGACUAUUUCCUUUUUAAUUGUAGAUCUUUGUUCUUAUUAUGAAAGCAACGGGUGUGCUUGUGGUUAUGGGUUCUUGUAAUGGUUCUUGGCCUUGGAUUUAAAUCUUCUCGGUUCAGAUCUAUGUUUCUCCUUUUUAGCCUAACACCGCAAUGUUGUAAUUUUAUUCACAUUACCGUAUCCCUGAUGUACCUGGCCUUUUCGGGCCUCUGAUUUAUUCACCAUUACUUUGUUUGAGGAGGUCAUUAGGCUUAUAUGAAAGGAGUUGAGAACCGCUGAAUACUGUAGGAGAACUAGUGUCCGUGAUCCUAUUUUCUUCCUCGUUUCUGUUAUACUGUAGGAGAUGAAUACUGUAGGAGAAUACUGUAGGUCAUUAGGCUUAUUUUGUUUUGUCUUAUGAAAUUUCUCAACGGUAUUUCCAGAAUUUAUCAUAAAUGUUUUGAAACUGACGUAAUUAUGUUUUCUAUGUUGCAGGUCUCAGGGACCAUGCCACUGUGAUGGAAUUCAUGGAAAUUUCUGUACUUGUCUGCUUUUGUGCAGUCCAGAACCAUGGUUCUAAAAUGCUUUUCUCAUUUUCUGCUAUCGUACAGCACACUCCUUGUCGCCCAUUUGGAUUCAGCAUAUUAAAGGCAGGUUUAGAUAAGUCGGUAUUAUUGUCGGUCUAUGCAUCACCUAAAGCAGGAGAUGCUGAGUCUGAUUCUAAACGUGGUAUAGUUCAAAUUUGACGACAUUUCAUUAAGAAGCAAACAAUAUUUCCUCUUCAAAUGCAAAUAUAAUUUUUAAACUCACAAUUACUGCUGUCAUACAUUUUUUUUUAUUCGUGUAGUUCUGAUAUCUCUUUUGAUCUUCUUUUCUUCAGUAAAAUGGGUAGCAACAUAUCUGAGUGAAGUUGGUGAAAAGUUUUUAUCUGCCUAUCACUCAUAUGGAACAUAUGUGGCAUUUCUCACUAUUCUCUUCACAGUAUACCUUGUCAUUCCAAAUUACAUAUCUUUUGGGUAUGUAUUUUGCCUUCUAUUUUGGAUAUUAGGAAGGCAGCUUGUGGAGAAGACAAAAAGGCGCCUCUGGUUUCCGUUGAAACUCUAUGCCACCAUUGUAUUUAUCUUCAGCUAUUGCCUAAGCAUUUCCACAACCUUUCAGGCUUGGAUGUCCAAAGCAUUAAAUCUUUAUUCUGAUCUCGGAUUCAAUCCUAAUGCCUCACUAUUAGAAAAUAUUUGGCAAUCUUUGGUUGUUUUGAUAGUGAUGCAACUUUACAGUUAUGAAAGGAGACAAAGAAGAGACAGCGCGAAAAUAGAUGUUACUGCAUCCGAAAGUGGAUUUUUUGGGUUCGUUAGAAGACUUCUGAUAUGGCAUUGUGAGAAGAUAUUAUCUAUUGCGGUGUUUUAUGCAUCUUUGACUCCUAUUAGUGCAUCUGGCUUCCUGUAUCUGUUGGGUCUAGUCAUCUGCUCUACUUUACCAAAAACUUCACGUAUUCCGUCCAAAUUAUUGCUUGUUUAUACUGGAAUUCUUUUUAUACUUGAGUAUCUUUUCCAAAUGUUGGGUAACGAGGCUCAGAUGCUACCUGGUCAGCACUUCUCUGGUUUGUCGCAAUUUAUUGGUUUUCGGUUAUUUGAACAUGGUUUUUGGGGCCUUGAGUCAGGCUUGAGGGCAAAGGUUUUGGUGAUAGUGGCUUGUACAUUGGAAUACAAUACUUUUCAUUGGUUGAAUAUGAUGCCGGCCUCGGUGGUCAACCAGGGAAAAUGGGAAGAGCCAUGCCAUUUGUUCAUCUUACAUGACAACACUGGAACGGAGGACUCAAAGUUAGGUGAAGAAAGCAUGCCACCAUCAGAAUACAGUCUGUUAUCUGUGAAGCAGAGCAAGGGAGAGAAUUCAUGCCCAUCCUUUUCUGAAAUAAGACCUAAUCAUGAGCCACCUGAAACAGGAAUCUCAGACUCAAGAAGACGCAGAUUUGCCUAUAUAUGGGGAAGUUUUAAAGAAAGUCAUAAAUGGAACAAGAAGUUGAUACUUGCUUUGAGAAAGGAGAGGCUUGAUAUGCAAAAGACUGCAUUAAAAAUAUACGUGAAAUUUUGGAUGGAGAAUAUAUUCAAACUUUUGGGCCUCGAGAUAAGCAUGAUUGCUUUACUUCUUGCCAGUUUUGCUUUGCUAAAUGUUGUCUCAGUAUUUUAUGUAGCAUUACUUGCAGUAUGCAUUCUUCUGAAGAGAGAAGUUAUUUGUAAGCUGUGGCCCAUAUUCGUUUUCUCAUUUGCAUCCAUUCUGGUCAUUGAGUAUUUUGCUAUGUGGAAAGAUCUGAUACCUUGGAUUCAUACACAUAAUGAGACAAGCAUUCACUGCCAUGAUUGCUGGAGUAGCUCAGAACAACACUUUGAUUACUGCAGAAAGUGCUGGCUAGGUACUCCUCUUCCAUCCCUUCCUAAUAACUACAUCUCAUAUACUUGUUUAUUUUAUAUCAAAGGUAAUCAUAUUUUCUUGGGUACUUCUGUAAUUAUUGUCUUUUAAGCAGGUAUUGUUGUUGAUGACACACGGAUGCUUGUAAGCUACUAUUUGGUCUUCAUAUUCUCUUCUUUCAAACUCCGUUCAGAUCAUUCAGCCGGUCUCUUAUCAUCUCAGACAUACCACCAGAUGAUGUCUCAACGUAAAUCUUCUUUCAUUUGGAGAGACCUCUCUUUUGAGACGAAAAGCAUGUGGACUAUUCUUGAUUAUCUAAGAGUAUACUUUUAUUGCCAUUUGCUAGAUGUCGUACUUGCUUUGAUUAUGAUUAUUGGGACUCUUGAAUAUGACAUUCUACAUUUUGGAUAUCUUUUCUUUGCACUGUUUUUCUUCACAAAGAGGCUUGAGAUACUGAAGAGAAAGAAUAAAGUCUUCAGAUAUUUGCGCAUGUAUAACUUUAUCGUGAUAGUUCUUUCUCUGGCUUGUCAAUCUCCCUAUCUUGGUUAUAAAUCAGGAGAAUGUAAGAUGGUUGGCUGUGCAUAUGAGGUAAUUGGGUUCCACAAAUAUGAUUAUGGGUUUCGUAUCACAUCGCGAUCUGCGCUGGUUGAAAUCAUUAUUUUCUUCUUAGUAUCAUUUCAGUCAUACAUCUUUUGCUCCAGAGAAUAUGACUAUGUCUCAAGGUACCUUGAGGCUGAACAGAUCGGGUCUAUAGUGCGGGAACAAGAAAAAAGGGCUGGUUGGAAAACUGCACAUCUCCAGCAUAUUCGUAAGGCUCAAGAGCUAAAACGUCAACGUAAUCUGCAAGUAGAAAAAAUGAAAGCUGAGAUGCUCAAUUUGCAAAUAAAACUCCAGAGGAUGAAUUCUGCUUCCAACUUUAAUGGCACUUCUUCAGAAAGAGGACUCCGGCGGAGGAGACACUCUUCUUUAGCCAAGAAUGAUGAUGGUGAAGUUGAAGUCUCCCAAAGCCAGAACGAUGAGAAAAGUGCAGAAUUUCUGUCUUCUUUGAGCCUUGGUAUGCUUGAGAUACAGAAGAACAAUCUCAUACGUCAGGAAACGUCCGAGUUACCGCACUCGCCUAUCAGCCAAAAAAGUGAAAGCUCGUCAUCAGUGGACAGUCUGAUGUUUCCAGUUGAUUCUCAUGGUGAGAUUACUGAACAUAGGGAAAGAGACACCCAUGCAGAUCCUGAUGGGAACAUAAAAGUUGAAAAAGUCAAGGUUAAGGAAAAUCCAUUAGUUUCUGCCGUCCAGUUAAUUGGGGAUGGUGUUUCUCAAGUUCAAUCCCUCGGUAACCAGGCCGUGACCAACAUAGUAAGUUUUCUGAAUAUAGAACAAGAGGAUUCAGAGUCAUCUGGAGAUUCACCAACCGAUGAUGCACUAUAUGAUGAAGUUGAGGGUCAGAUCCAUGCCGGACACAUGAACAUUGAUUAUAGAUCAUCUGUGAAUUCUGACACUGGAAUGGCGCCCACAGCUAGCCUUCAAAUUGGGAAAAUAUGCCGUUUCGUAUGGGCACAAAUACGAGCCAAUAAUGACGUUGUGUGUUACUGUUGUUUUGUUCUAGUCUUCCUUUGGAAUUUUGGCAUUCUGUCCAUGCUAUACCUUGCAGCUCUUUUCUUAUAUGCUCUCUGCGUAAACUCUGGCCCUAGUUAUUUUUUCUGGCUUAUCGUUCUUGUCUAUACUGAGGUUUAUAUCUUACUUCAAUACUGUUAUCAGAUAGCUAUACAACACUGUCAAUUAAAACUAAAUCUGAUUAUACUCCGGAGGCUAGGGUUCCCUGAACAGCAAACUGUGACUUCAUUUGUUAUGAGCAACUUACCUCUCUUUCUGGUAUACGUAUUUACAUUGCUACAGAGGACAAUAACUGCAAGGAUAGAGUGGAGUAUAGCAUCUGAAUCGAAAUUUUCAAAAAAAAAAUUCUCUGAUAUUGGAGUUUCUGUGGGCUUUUACUGGAAAGACAAGAUUAGACUAAUCUUUUUGCCAAUAGUGAAUGGAACAAAAAUACUAGUGAGAAAUUUCUCUAGGUACUGGCAAUCACUGACAAAAGGAUCUGAAACUCCUCCUUAUUUUGUCCAACUUUCAAUGGAUGUAAACAAGUGGCCAGAGGACGGAAUCCAACCGGAGACAGUGGAAUCGGGCAUAAACCAGGUUCUUCUUUCCGUUCAUGAAGAAAGUUAUGGAGAAAAGAAGCCUUAUUCCUUCAACAGCCCCAGCAGAGUUCGGAUUCAGAGCAUUGAAAGAAGUCAAGAAAAUCAAAAUAUUGCCCUGGCUGUCUUUGAAGUUAUUCAUGCUUCUGUGGGAUGCUCUGACAAGGAAUGGUACUGGACAUUGACGCCAGCUGCUGAUGUUGCAGAUGAAAUUCUUAAAGCAAAAUCUGUUGGGAUUUUUGAAGAGUUAGGGUUUCCAUAUCCUGUAGUAUCUGUGAUUGGAGGCGGCAAAAGGGAUGUUGAUUUAUAUGCAUAUAUAUUUGGUGCUGAUUUGGCUGUUUUCUUUCUAGUGGCUAUGUUCUACCAGUCUAUUAUCAAGAACAACAGCAAGUUUCUUGAAGUUUAUCAGCUUGAGGAUCAAUUUCCGAAAGAGUUCGUACUUAUUUUGAUGGUAUACGUUAUUCUUUUCGUAUUUCUCAACGUGAUAACCCUACGUCUGAUGAGACAAUGCCCAUGCUUCAUCUGUAGUUAUUCAUUGUUUUGCAUUUAAAUUUGCGUUCCAGAAAUGUGUGACAUUUAUGUGAACAUUUAUAAAAUUAAUAAACAUCACUGUGAACUUAUUUCUCUUAUGGUUUUCCCCUCUUUGCAGGCCCUCUUUUUCUUGAUUGUACUUGAUCGUGUCAUCUACCUGUGCUCAUUUGCCACCGUAAAAGUUGUAUUUUAUCUUUUCAAUAUUGUCUUAUUCACAUACUCUGUCACAGAGUAUGCUUGGUAUCUCAAGCCCCCACGUCAACAUCUGGGAGGAUUAGCCCUUCGAGCCAUCUAUCUCACAAAGGCAUUAUCUCUGGCAUUACAGGCCAUACAGAUACAGCACGGAAUUCCCCAUAAAAGUACCUUGUAUAGGCAGUUCUUAACAAGUCAGGUUACACAAGUUAACUACUUGGGUUUUCGUCUGUAUCGUGCUCUACCAUUUCUCUAUGAGCUUCGAUGUGUACUCGAUUGGUCCUGCACAUUGACAUCUUUAACAAUGUAUGACUGGCUAAAGGUGAGAUUAUGAAUCAUUUGUUGCCAAUAUCUUGUUACCGUUAGUUGUUUCUGAAAAACAAUGCUCAACACUUUUUUUCAAAUAUGCAUUUUUUCCCCUCAGAAUGAAACCUACGGUUUAGUUGAAUGCAUGCUUUUGUGAAAAUUGAGAAGCUUAGAUUAUAUAAGUUUGAGUUGUAUUUUGGCAUAUGUUAUAAUUGGAAGUGUUAGUUUACAUGAAUUUUGGGUAUAUUUUUGUUUUUGUUGAAAUUGGGUAGCUAUCUUUUCAUAGUGCCUGAACGAAUGAAAGACGGUGUUACAAUAUGCAGCGAGAUUAUGUCCUUCUUUUUAUUACAGUAACUAUCGUGAGGAAAGUCAAGAAGAGUUAAGUUCCUGGCGCAUCUGUGUAGGGAAAGAUGGCAUAAAUUUUAUCUGACGCAAUCUGGUCCUUUUAUAAUAAGAUGGGCUUCUUUCAUCCAUUCAAAGCAUGCUAUAAGUGAGCUGCUUGUUCGCCACUUAACAAACUUAUUUGAUGCAUUCGUAUCUUCUCUAACCUGUUCUUUAAUUUAUAUUUAGUUGGAGGAUAUCAAUGCAAGCUUGUAUCUUGUCAAAUGUGAUGCGGUUUUGAACAGAGCAGGCCAUCAGCAAGGGCAAAAACAAACCGUAAUGACCAAAUGCUGCAGUGGGAUAUGUUUAUUCUUCGUACUGAUCUGUGUUAUCUGGGCGCCUAUGUGGGUAAGUAAAUCAUUCUAGAUUUAAUUGGGAACUUCGUCAUGGUUUGUCUUCAUAUUUUAUCAUAUUUUCAUUAUUAAAUUGUUUUUUACUUCCUUCCAUAUACUGUUUGAGGUUGGUCAAUAUCUCUCGCUCAAAUUGUCACUGCCAAUAAAGAAAUGGUCCAUGGCUUCGUUACCGAUGGUUGGUCAGUGAGAAUGAACUACUCAUAGUAGUAGACUGAAAGUUGAUGACUCAUUGUCACGAGCAAUAUCGGUUCAUCAUUGUUCCAGCAGUGCGUUGAACUAGGAAUGUACAAUCAACCUAGGUCUUGGUCCAGAGUCAUGGAUAUACUGUGUGUUGACAGCAAGUUAGAAGUUUCAUACAAACAUCUUAAUAAUGCUACAUCAAAGUUCUGAUUUUGACAUCAAACGGCUCAGUUUGCCUUUUUUUUUUUAACUUAUCCCCAGAAUAUCAUUCACUUUCUUUACUGUCGUGUCAUCUCAACUGCGGGGAAGUCACUUUUUAGGCUCCCCUCGCAUGCAGCCUAAUUCUGCCACCGAGAUUGUAGUCCUAGUGAAAAAUAGUAGAUUCAGCCCCUUUUCUGAGUCAUCCCAAGAGGUCCAUACUUUUCAGCCGAACGUGACACCGACACAAACAUCCUGUGAUAAAAAUCAUUAAUAAUGCAAUGUGACGAUCAAAUCCAAGGCCGUUGCAGCAGUGAAUUCAUUUGAUCGAUCUCACUAGGGUAACAUAUGGUUAGUGCGUAGUGCCCUCAUGCUUGAUAGUUUCCAUUGUUGAAGUGUCAACAGUAGUGCUGGCCUAAAGUAUUAGAUCUCUGACUCGAUCAUUUUCAGUAUUUGUCAAAAUCAUCUUGUCUGUCUCCUACUAUUGAAUGUGACAGUAUCAUGGUUUAUUAUAAUGAAUUUCUAGUAGCAGCAUCGAGUUAUUAAUCUUUAUAUUGCUUAUUACGUCAAUCUAUCAUCCUAGAAGGUUACUUUUGUAUCCCCAAUGGAAUUGAUGAUAUAUAAGGAUCAAGUUUUCUCCUUAACUAUGAUGAAUUCGACAGUUAGAAGAUGUUUCUAGCAUCAUUUUUCUAUUUUCAUAUUUACGGUUCAUCCUAUGAAUUAUACACAUACUGGAUAAGUGGGUUUGUGAAAAUUUAGUUCCUGGCAAAAUAUGUUGAAUUUGACAGUCAGACAAGGUGGUAUUUUCGGUUAUAAAUGGUAUUCCCAGUUAUCCUCUACCCUGUACAGUUCGUCCUCGAAACCUCAAUUUAUAACUCCGAUACAAGUGAUGAUGGAUAAGAAUACUAUGCUGUGACUUUAUAUGUCGAGUUUGAUUCAUCAUGCUGGAUAUUUACGGUUAGAAUUUUAUUGUUUCAGAUCUACAGCAAUGUCAAUCCUACAAACAUUGAAAAUCCCAUUAUGGAUGCCAGGGUCCAGAUUGAAAUUAAAACAGAUGGCGGAAGAUUGACUAUAUAUCAGACAAGUAUGUGUGAGAAAAUAGACUAUUCAGAUAUCCAUUCCAAUCUUGACCCUGAUAAUUUAUUAGAUUCAUACAAUAUGAGGGAUAUUCAGUUGAUCUGCUGCCAAGAAGAUGCAAGCUCUUCAUGGCUGGUUCCUUCUGUGGUGCAGAAUAGAUUUAUCAGGUCGAUUGACCACAAAAUGCAGCUUAUCUUUUCAUGGGUAUUGACGAGGGAUAGGCCAAAAGGAAAGGAAACUGUGAAGUAUGAAUCAUCUUGUGGUCCUCAAUGUACUAACUCUUCUUCUGUCAAAGAUGUUCUGAAUGGAACUGCUGACAGUUUCAGAGUAGAAGACAUUUAUUCCAGGUUCUUCCAAGUCACAGGCUCUGGUGAAGUGCGGGUUCUUAAGCAAUCAGUAUGUAAUGUGAUACAUUGUAGUUUCCUUUGAAUAAUAAGAUGAAUGUUUAUGCUCCUGUUGACCGUGAUAAAUCGAUUAUGACAAUUUCUUUCUAAUUCCCUAUCAAUCGGUAUGCUUGCAGAGGAAUUCUGUCGCUGGUGAUAUUUCUCUAAACAAAGGAAGGCCUUCAUGGUGGUCCUUCCGUGAUGUACACGCACCAGAUGUGGAAGAAUGCACUGAUCUGACUGGUCCAAUGGCUAUCAUUGUCUCUGAGGAGACACCACCACGUAUAUACCCUUGACUAGCAUCCUUGGUGUUUUUUUAUUUUUUAUGAUAGAAAAUGAUAGAUUACUUUUUUACAUCUUUCUUGGUUCUAGAAUUUCUCCCACCGUAGAGUUUAUUCACUCAAACAGUGUGAAGAAACGCAAAAACACCUUUGGCGAGGAGAAUCACUGUUAUGAUUUGGAUCCUAAAUUGAAAAGCUGAUAUAGCUAGCUGCGACUCACUGAAUGCGGAUUAUGUCGAAGUUCUUCAGGGUUCAUUAGAGGGUAAUCUGGCAUUACAAUGCCUUCAAACAAUUGGGCUUUACGAUAUUCAACUGGAUAGGCACUUUCAACUGUAAUGAUCAGUAUUCUACUUGCGUUUUAGUUUCUCUAGGUUGAAGAUAACCUGAAUUAACUGGAAUACUGAUCAUUACUGUUGCAAAGUGCAUAUACAGUUGAAUAUCUGAAUGCCCAGCUGUUUCAAAGGAUUGUAUAACGAGAUUACCCUCAAAUGAACUGCGCCUGCUGCUGAUCUGGGUUUAUGUUGCCCUAACAACAUAAAAUUUGAUUCCGUUAAAUGGUUCAAAUGGAUUAUAAGAAAGUGAACUAUGGAAAGAGAAAUGUAUUGUGUAGGGCUAUCCAACCUAAAGGGACUUUAGAGAUCGAUGGUGCUCAAAUAUAUUAUUUCAUAUGAUAAGUUGAAUUCUAUCUUAUAUCCUUGCAGUCCUCUUUUACCAUUCCUUUUUCCUUAAUAUCGGUUCGCAUUCUUUUUUCAGAGGGUAUACUUGGUGAAACUCUCAGCAAGUUCAACAUCUGGAGCCUUUACCUUACCUUUGUGCUCGCAGUCGGACGGUUCAUUAGACUCCAAUGCGCUGAUCUAAGGAUGAGAAUACCAUACGAGAAUCUUCCAUCUUGUGACAGGUAAUGACUUGAUGUACAACUUUGUUUUGUUAGUUUGCAAAUAGUAAACAUUUUUGUCCUCUAAACAGAAAGGGAAAGCUCAAUUCAAGCUUCAGAGCGCCCCAUAUGCAUGUUCCUGAUGUGAAUCUUCUCUGUUCUCAUGCGUUUCUUAUCGGGGAGGAAUGAGUUGUUAAACCAUAAAUAAAUAAAAAAGAUUGGGUAUCGGACAUUAAAAUGUCACUAACAUAUUUUAGAAGCAUUUGCAGUAGUAAAUUUUUUCUUACGCUGGAGUUUGGCUUCUUUCAGAAGAGUUGUGGAACAAGCUAUGUUCAUGAUCAACCUUUUUUUCUGUAGGUUGACAGCAAUCUGCGAGGACAUUUAUGCCGCAAGGGCUGAGGGCGAGCUGGAAGUUGAGGAAGUCCUCUACUGGACACUCGUAAAAAUCUACAGGUCGCCCCACAUGCUCCUCGAGUACACAAAGCCUGACUAG
Spirodela intermedia is the source of this 38654-nucleotide messenger RNA. The record is from the annotation of a GenBank genome assembly. NCBI's taxonomy places the organism in Eukaryota, Viridiplantae, Streptophyta, Magnoliopsida, Alismatales, Araceae.